AUGGCCCGCCAGUCGGCGUUCUCAGCAACGACUCGUCCGACGGUGUUCACCUGCAACGCCAUCAUCGGUGCCAUGCUCCACGCAAAAAGACACAACCAAGCUCUUGAUUUGUACGAGUUCUUCUUUAACUUGUUUAAAAUUGUUCCUAACAUUGUCUCUCAUAACUUUGUUAUCAAUGCCUAUUGUGAUGAGGGCCGCAUUGACGCGGCUCUCGAUGUUUUUCGGAAAAUGAAGGCCGAUGCAUCUAUCAAACCCUCACCGGUUACCUAUCAGAUUAUCACCAAAGCUUUGAUCAGUGCUGGUCGUAUUGAAGAUGCCCUGGUAAAUUUUGAUAAGGCUAAUGAGCUUAUUGAUGACCUUAAGAGGUGGUGUCCGAAUUAUUACAACGGCGUUGUGAGUGCCACUUAUAUGCAGUGGUGCUUUGUACAAAGAAGAGAGAAGGAGGCUAUGGAGUGUUAUAACUCCUUAUUGAACCGCAAGUGUACGAUGAUGAGACCUGAAACUUGCAAUAUUCUCUUGACGGUUUUGCUCUCGUCUGGAAAAAAAACUGAGGCUUGGGACUUGUUUCAUGACAUGUUAGACAAUCACACACCUCCCACUUUUCAUGGUGUUGACUCUAACACUUUUAUUGUGAUGGUCAAUGAAUGCUUCAAGCUUGCGCGCGCACACACAACUUUGUUUGCUGCAUAUAUUAAAGUGGAUAGGAUCCAUGAUGCUUUGAUGAUAAUUAACAAAAUGGUGGAGGCUGGUCUCAAGGUGGAUUGUAUGAUGACUUGA
Medicago truncatula (barrel medic) is the source of this 777-nucleotide messenger RNA. RefSeq names its product pentatricopeptide repeat-containing protein At1g10270. The coding region runs from base 1 to 777 and encodes 258 amino acids. Lineage: Eukaryota; Viridiplantae; Streptophyta; Magnoliopsida; Fabales; Fabaceae. The record is from RefSeq and is a predicted model, not a curated record. The transcript has 3 exons. Gene Ontology annotation, molecular function: protein binding.